CAGAGAUCAAGUCGAGGAAAACUCUUCACAGCAAUUAAAUUUUCCUUCAAAGCUUAUCCAUCUCGAAGAAAAGUGAUAAAUUUUCUCAUCAUACGCUCGUAACUUUUUUAUUUCGAAGUGCUUCCAAGUUAAUUAUAGAACGUGGGUUAAGUCAUACGGGUGACAGAAAAAAAUUUAGAAAAUAGAAAAGAAAAGAUUCUUCAAGGUUGUGUAGAAAGUUUGCAAACAUGCGAUUUUUGUUGAUCUUUUCAUUAAUCUUUCAAAUACAACUAAUCCUUGGAGAUUUAGGAAAUCAACCAGAAAAUAAACAAACAUGCCCAUCAUGGUUUGAAAAACGGAAUUUAAAGCAUCAAUGGGAUGUUAGCAAGUUUUCGGGUUUAUGGAAUGGAGUCGAAAUGUUCUCUCACAAUCAACACAAUUCACUUAACGACACUUGCAUGAGGUUGAAUGUCAUGGAGAUUAGUAAUGAUGGUUUUUCUGAAUCAAUGACACGCUUUCGGCUUCAGUUUUCAUAUGAAACUUACACAGCUAUUUAUUAUGCGUCGAUUGAUCCAAUGAACCCAACAUAUUGGAAAGGAGAUGAGAUUGCCGCUAAAGUUGUGCAUUCAAAGGACGACACACUUGCUUUGAUUAUUUGUGAGAUUCAAACUUCUUACUUGUACACGAUUUUUUUGCAAAAGAAUUAUGAAGACGAAAUUUUCUCAACUACCAAAAAUGCCGCACUCAUUGAUAGAAUCCUCGAAUUUCGUCAACUUAGAGUUUAUUCAACUGCGAAUUUACAUACAAAUUGUUCUAUGGAAGAUGAAAGUGAAAGAAUUGUAAAUUAUGUCGAAGCUUCAGCAGCAACAAACGCAAUUUCACUGAUUUUUUUGUUAACAUUUGAAAUUUGUUUCUUUAAAUUUUUCUUAUUCUGAGAUUGACAAGAAUUUUGUAGAAUUUUAUUUAGAUUGAUAGUGGAAUGGAAUUUCUUAAUAAAAUUUACAAAAAAUGUCUGCAUAAAACGUUCACCUUUUGGUUUUCUCAAAUAUUUUGUAAGAAUUAACUUGCGAAACAUGAAAUAUAUGAAGAAAUAAAAAAGUUUUUAUAAAUAGCGUGAUGUUUACCCGCACUAAUAA
Messenger RNA from Clunio marinus, 1115 nucleotides. NCBI's taxonomy places the organism in Eukaryota, Metazoa, Arthropoda, Insecta, Diptera, Chironomidae. The record is from the annotation of a GenBank genome assembly.